GCGCUGGCCCCGGCCGUCCGGCUGCUGCUGGCCGGGCUGCUGUGCGGUGGCGGGGUCUGGGCCGCGCGAGUUAAUAAGCACAAGCCAUGGCUCGAGCCCACCUACCACGGGAUAGUCACCGAGAACGACAACACGGUGCUGCUGGACCCUCCCCUCAUCGCCCUGGAUAAAGAUUCACCGCUGCGUUUUGCAGAGAGUUUUGAGGUGACAGUCACCAAAGAAGGUGAGAUUUGUGGCUUUAAAAUUCACGGGCAGAAUGUCCCCUUUGAUGCCGUGGUGGUGGAUAAGUCCACGGGGGAGGGACUAAUCCGCUCUAAGGAGAAAUUGGACUGUGAGCUGCAAAAAGACUACACGUUCACCAUCCAGGCCUACGACUGCGGAAAGGGACCUGACGGCACUGGCGUGAAGAAAUCUCACAAGGCAACCGUCCACAUCCAGGUGAACGACGUGAACGAGUACGCGCCUGUGUUCAAGGAGAAGUCCUACAAGGCGGCCGUGGUGGAGGGGAAGCAGCAGAGCAAUGUCCUCAGGGUGGAGGCUGUGGAUGCAGACUGCUCCCCGCAGUUCAGCCAGAUCUGCAGCUAUGAGAUCCUCACCCCAGAUGUGCCGUUCACCGUGGACAAAGACGGCUACAUUAAAAACACAGAGAAGCUGAACUAUGGCAAAGAGCACCAGUAUAAACUCACGGUCACGGCCUACGACUGUGGGAAGAAGAGAGCCACGGAAGACGUUCUGGUGAAGAUCAGCGUUAAGCCCACCUGCAGCCCCGGGUGGCAGGGCUGGAGCAACAGGAUUGAAUACGAGCCCGGCACGGGGGCAUUGGCUGUCUUCCCAAGCAUCCACUUGGAGACCUGUGACGAGCCUGUCGCCUCAGUGCAGGUCACAGUGGAGCUGGAGACCAGCCACAUCGGGAAAGGCUGUGACCGAGACACCUACUCUGAGAAGUCCCUUCACCGGCUCUGUGGGGCUGCAGCUGGCACCUCAGAGCUGCUCCCUUCCCCGAGCAGCUCCUUGAACUGGACUGCUGGCCUUCCCACCGACAACGGCCAUGACAGUGACCAGGUCUUUGAGUUCAAUGGCACUCAGGCAGUGAGAAUCCCGGAUGGCGUUGUGUCCCUUGACCCCAAAGAGCCCUUUACGAUUUCUGUGUGGAUGCGGCAUGGACCUUUCGGCCGGAAGAAGGAGACAAUUCUCUGCAGUUCAGACAAAACAGACAUGAACCGACACCAUUACUCGCUGUAUGUCCACGGGUGCAGACUGAUUUUCCUCCUCCGUCAGGACCCAUCGGAGGAGAAGAAAUACAGGCCUGCAGAGUUCCACUGGAAGUUGAACCAGGUCUGUGAUGAGGACUGGCACCACUUUGUCCUUAACGUGGAAUUCCCAAGCGUGACUCUCUAUGUGGACGGUGUGUCUCACGAGCCUUUCUCUGUCACAGAGGACUACCCACUUCAUCCAACCGGGAUAGAGACUCAGCUCGUGGUCGGAGCUUGCUGGCAAGAGUAUGCAGGAGUCGGGAGCGGCAAUGAGACUGAGCCUGUGGCUGUGGCCUCCGCAGGUGGCGACCUGCACAUGACACAGUUUUUCCGAGGUAACCUGGCCGGCCUCACAAUCCGUUCUGGGAAGCUGGCAGAUAAGAAAGUGAUUGACUGUCUGUAUACCUGCAAGGAAGGGCUGGACUUGCAGGUCCCCGAGGAUGGCAGCAGAGGGGUGCAGAUCCACACGAGCUCCAGUCAGGCUGUGUUGACCUUGGAGGGAGACGACGUUGGCGAGCUGGAUAAAGCCUUGCAGCACGUUUCCUAUCUGAACUCAAGGCAGUUCCCCACGCCCGGCAUCCGCAGACUCAGAAUCACCAGCACGGUCAAGUGUUUUAAUGAGGCGGCUUGCAUCGAGGUGCCCCCAGUUGAAGGCUACGUGAUGGUUUUGCAGCCAGAGGAGCCCAAGAUCAGCCUGAGUGGGGUCCACCACUUUGCCCGGGCAGCUUCUGAGUUUGAGAGCCCAGAGGGCAUUUCGCUCUUCCCCGAGCUCCGAAUCAUCAGCACCAUCACCAGAGAAGUGGAGCCUGAGGGGGACGGGGCCGAGGACCCCACAGUUCAAGAGUCCCUGGUGUCAGAGGAAAUUGUGCAUGACCUGGACACCUGCGAGGUCACAGUGGAAGGGGAGGAGCUGAACCCAGAGCAGGAAAGUCUGGAGGUGGAUGCAGCCCGCCUCCAGCAGAAGGGCAUCGAAGUGAGCCACUCGGACCUGGGCGUGGUCUUUACAGGUGUGGACACCAUGGCAAGCUAUGAGGAGGUCUUACACCUCCUGCGCUAUCGGAAUUGGCACACCAGGUCCCUGCUUGACCGGAAGUUCAAGCUCAUUUGCUCAGAACUAAAUGGUCGCUACCUCAGCAACGAAUUCAAGGUGGAGGUGAAUGUGAUCCACACAGCUAACCCUGUGGAACACGCCAAUCACAUGGCUGCCCAGCCACAGUUUGUCCACCCUGAACAUCGUUCCUUUGUUGACCUGUCUGGUCACAACCUGGCCAAUCCUCACCCAUUUGCAGUUGUCCCCAGCACGGCGACCGUUGUGAUUGUGGUGUGUGUCAGCUUCCUGGUUUUCAUGAUUAUCCUGGGGGUGUUUCGGAUCCGAGCUGCCCAUCAGCGAACCAUGCGGGACCAGGACACCGGGAAGGAGAACGAGAUGGACUGGGACGACUCGGCCUUGACCAUCACCGUGAACCCCAUGGAGACGUAUGAGGACCAGCACAGUAGCGAGGAGGAGGAGGAAGAGGAGGAAGAAGAGGAGAGCGAAGAUGGGGAGGAGGAGGAGGAGAUCACCAGUGCGGAGUCAGAGAGCAGUGAGGAGGAGGAGGGCGGCCCCGGGGAUGGCCAGAACGCCACACGGCAGCAGCAGCUGGAAUGGGAUGACUCCACGCUCAGCUACUGAACGCCCGCCUCGACACCUGCUCUCCAGAACUCUCUAGCCAUCUCCCAGCCCCACGGGUCCACGAUGUACAAAAUCAUUUCGGCCAGCAGGUCUGCAGACCCCUCCCCCAUCGCUGAAAUCCGCCUGUGCGCAGUGAGUGGGGCCCUCGGCUCCGCCCUCCGCCCUCCCUGCCCAUCACACUUGCAGUUUUGCUAGGAGCUGGCACUUCCUCCCUGGCCACGUCUGGGUGCAGUGGCCCCACAGCUCCUCCGUCAGUCCGGGAGAGGGCCUCGGCACCUCGCACCUCCAGAGACGCUGCAGUGAUUGGACUUGCUGACAAAGGGUAAAAACACUGCUCCAGCCCAGUCCUCAUUUUUCUUUAUUUUUAAAAGUUUUUAUUUUUUUUCAACUAGUGCAUGUAUAAAGUGGGAGAAUGGGGGGUUAAUAUGUAGAUGACCAACUGGCUUUUUAAUAUUUUGUAAAUAAACCGGGAUUCUUUGUGUUCUCCUGUGCUAGUAUAGCCCAGCACAGGCGUGUAAAGUGAAGUCAGACACAGGCCCAGGAGGAACUCUCCUCCCUCUUCCACCUUCCUCACAAGAGACCAGGUUAGAGAGGUCCAGGUCAGUAGGCCCUUGCUGGGGUCUCUACAGUCACGUGGCAGAGGCCACAGGCUUCCUUCCAAUGCUGCUUGGAGGACCAGACCCGAGCGCCCCAACCACAUUUAGAGGCUGCAACAGCCAGGUAGUUGCCAAGGCCCCUGGCCUCUUGUGCACUCCGGUGACCGGCAGCCACCUCACUUGCAGCCUCGUGGUUUCUCUUUACUAAAUAUGUCUCCCUGUUGGUGAAAAUGUGUAGCUCAUGAGAACUGACAGCUAAUUCUGCAAGACACUUGGGCUCCUUGAUCUGAAGACAACAGGCCUGAGUAAGUCUACACUGCAACAUCCAAAAGGAGAUACUGAGGCCCAAAGACAAAGUGCUAGAAUGUUCCAAAACAGUCCAUUUCCUCUCCUCCCUAGAGGCCCCAUGGGAUGCCCCCUUGCUGUCAGGGUGUGGGAUAAGACCCAAGCCCCCGUAGCUAGGAGUCUCGUUGCUUGGUGGCAAGGUAGGAGACAGUGUCUAAGCCCACAGCACUUAGCUCGCCACAUACAAUCAGUUAGACUUCUCCAGCUGGGGGUGUCUGGCCCUCGCUGCUAGUUUUAAGGAUGCCGACGGCUGUGCUGUCUGAGGCCACCCUCCCAUGUCCAGUCCCUGUAGCUGUCUUACUAGAUGGACAGAUGCUGAUGGGGAGAGGGACAUGUUCAUGUGUUGGUAGCUGCAGCGUCUGUCCCCUUUAAUCUGUGUAUAUUGAUGCUAGGUCAGGAAGUGUAUGCAUUAUAAUAAAGUUCUGGUUCUAACUCCA
Molecule: messenger RNA, 4303 nt
Organism: Microtus ochrogaster (prairie vole)
Lineage: Eukaryota; Metazoa; Chordata; Mammalia; Rodentia; Cricetidae
Gene: Clstn1
Product: calsyntenin 1
Biological process (GO): positive regulation of synaptic transmission; positive regulation of synapse assembly; homophilic cell-cell adhesion
Cellular component (GO): postsynaptic membrane; cell surface
Molecular function (GO): calcium ion binding
Source: RefSeq, a predicted model, not a curated record